Molecule: messenger RNA, 612 nt
Organism: Dovyalis caffra
Lineage: Eukaryota; Viridiplantae; Streptophyta; Magnoliopsida; Malpighiales; Salicaceae
Source: the annotation of a GenBank genome assembly
AUGCCCCAGAAAUUGACGAGAAACGGAUACCGUGAUCCUCCCCGAACCCAUUUGCUAUGGUGGUGUGCUGCUAUCAUAUGUGCCCUCCUCACCAUCGCAAUAAUCAUAGCCGGCAUCGUCGUCUUCAUCGGCUACUUGGUAAUUCACCCAAGAGUUCCGAUCAUCAGCGUGGUCGAUGCUGGCCUCCCUCAUUUCAAUUACGACGGAGCAGGGGUACUAGUAACGCAAAUAAACAUCAAGGUAAGGUCUAAGAAUGACAACAGGAAAGCUCAUGCUAGCUUCUCAGAUUUCAAUCUUGAACUGCUCUUUCAAGGGAUUAGAAUAGCCAUAUUGUCUGCGGGUCCAUAUGAAGUGAAGAAGAAUGAUUCUGUUGAUUUCAAUUAUGAAUACACCUCGGAUCCUAUGCCAUUGAACCCUAAGCAAAUGGAUAACGUGGAUGCAUACCUGAGAGAGGAUGAAGCAAAGUUCGAGCUGAAAGGAGGUGUUAGAGCUAGAUGGAAAGUUGGGGUUCUUGGGUCAGUAAAGUUCUUGUGUCACUUGAAUUGUCAACUACGUUUUCAUCCAUCAAAUGGAAGCUACAUACCCAGACGUUGCACCUCCAGGGCUAAAUGA